Messenger RNA from Chiloscyllium plagiosum (whitespotted bambooshark), 543 nucleotides. The record is from RefSeq and is a predicted model, not a curated record. Lineage: Eukaryota; Metazoa; Chordata; Chondrichthyes; Orectolobiformes; Hemiscylliidae.
AUGGACCGACAUCACUAUGAAACAUUUGAGAAAUUUGGGAAUGAGAGCUUCAUCCUUCACUUGGACAACGGUCGAGCGUUUGGACGGCAUUCUCGGGAUGAGCCCUCGAUCCUGGCCCCUCUCAGACAAUGCUGCAGGAUCCGCAGAGGGACAUUUCUCCGGCUGCAGCUCCUAGCCACUGACCACUACAAGCUGAGUGACGUGAUGUGGGAGUCUCUGCUGAGCGACAGCCUCACGCCGAUCCUGAGUGAACCUCACCUGACUGCCCUGAACCGCAGGCUGGACACCAUCCUGCAAACCAUCAGAGACUGUAUCCAGCAGCACGGUGGACACACAGUCCUGCGCAAUGACCUGGGAGCACAGCGGGUCCGUCAGUAACAGGGUGAGGGCAGUGCUCAUCGGGACAGGGAAAGGGCUUUCUGUCUUCCUCGUGUGAACCAGAGCUCAGACACACAAUUAAUAAUGCCCUGCACCUCACACACUGGGUCAUUCAACACACCAUCCCCUCCACACCAAUACACCCUGACCUCACAUUUCCAAUCC